GAUGAUGGAAGAUUGUUUGUUGAAGAAAAUAGAAAUCAAUGUCUCAGAAGCAGAGAAACGAACUGGACGAAAUGUCAUGAACAUACAAGAAACAUUCACAGCUUACCUGGUGGAAACAAGGGCUGUGGAGUUGCAGGGUGAAGGUCACUGUUCCCCCCCAGAUUCUCUUUGGAGACGAUACAGUGAAUUUGAGUUGCUGAGAAAUUAUUUGCUAGUUAACUAUCCUCAUGUCAUUGUUCCCCCAUUGCCAGAAAAACGGGCAGAGUUUGUUUGGCAUAAGUUAUCAGCUGAUAACAUGGAUCCAGAUUUUGUGGAAAGACGAAGAAUUGGCUUGGAAAAUUUUCUCUUACGUGUGGCUUCACAUCCUAUCCUUUGCCAGGACAGAAUUUUUAAUGCAUUUUUAACCCAGGAAGGUGGAUGGAAGGAAAUGGUGAAUGAAACAGGGUUUCAGCUGAAGGCAGAUUCAAGAUUAAAAGCUCUUAAUGCAACAUUCAGAGUGAAAAAUCCAGACAAGAGGUUUACAGAAUUUAAACACUACAGUGAUGAGCUGCAGUCUGUCAUAUCACACCUUCUGAGAGUCAGAGCUAGAGUAGCAGAUCGUUUGUAUGGGGUAUACAAAGUUCAUGGGAAUUAUGGGAGAGUUUUCAGUGAAUGGAGUGCAAUAGAGAAGGAGAUGGGGGAUGGGCUGCAGAGUGCUGGCCAUCACAUGGAUGUGUAUGCAGCUUCUAUUGAUGACAUACUAGAAGAGGAAGAACACUAUGCAGAUCAGCUGAAAGAAUAUCUCUUCUAUUCAGAAGCUCUUAGGGCUGUAUGCAGGAAGCAUGAACUUCUGCAGUAUGAGUUGGAAACAGUUGCUCAGGAUCUGACAUCGAAGAAGCAGCAGAGUGAGGAACUGUCAACAGGAACUGUGAGAACAUUCUCCUUGAAAGGAAUGACCAGUAAGCUUUUUGGUCAAGAAACUCCCGAACAAAGAGAAGCAAGGAUAAAGGUGCUAGAAGAGCAGAUACAUGAAGGAGAAGAACAGCUCAAAGCAAAGAACACAGAAAGCCGAGACUUUGUCAAAAGUGCUUGGGCUGAUAUUGAACGCUUCAAAGAGCAAAAGAACCAUGACUUAAAAGAGGCCUUCAUAAGUUAUGCUGUGAUGCAAAUCAGUAUGUGCAAAAAGGGAAUUCAAGUUUGGACUAAUGCAAAAGAAUGUUUCAGCAAGAUGUGAUGUGUGGAACUGAGUCCUUUUUUGUGAAGUGCUACAGAUCAGAAGCACAAGUGCAUGAACAUGGAUAUUAAAUUGCUACAUUAUUAAAUCAUGGCACCAGUGUCGCUGUGAAAGUAGGGCACGAAGAAUUGGUCUUGUUCCUUGAUAGCCACCUUGUGGCUUGUUUUGCAUGCAGUAUCAAAUUGAAUAUUGUAACUCUCUUGAAGUAAGGCGGUAGGCGAAGAUACAAAUUGGCUCCAGUGAAUUACACACAACUAAACUGUUCACCAUACUUAGACUCUUGAGCCACACUUAGCACUGUAGAAAUCAUUUCCAGAUUACCUUUUGUCAUAUCUUUUUGUUUCAUAUAUGUAAUUCUAGAAUAGAUGCUGCUUUUGUUAAAUUGUCUACCCGCCUCUCCCCCCAAAAAACAAUUGUGGCACAAAAUCAUAUUUUCAAGGUUUCAAUCACAUGCAUUAUAUCACUGUGAAGAAAUUUUAUUUUCUAGAGGUUAGCUUAAUCUCUGUAUCGAAUUUGAUACCCUGUACGGUUGGGGCAUUCUGUACAGUACUUUCAGUGUGACAUUUCUGUAUUAGACAUUUAAAAUUAAGAGGACUCCAUUUUGAUAAUUUUUAUACCUGUCAACACACAAGGCUGCAUAUUAGCAAGCGGAUACUGUUACUGACCUCAGUAAAAAUGCUUAAAACCAGCUUUAAAUUUACACUGCAGCAUCUACUAUAUGAGGAAUAUUUGGUUCUGGAUUAAUAGUUCUCUUUAAGGCUAUUAUGCUGAGCAUAAAAAUGUUCCUAUAUAGUACUAAUGGAAGUAGUUUCCAGAAGAGUACUAUGGAUCUGGCAUGGUUUUAGUUUGUGUUUGCAGCAACAUACAUGUGAAUUCUUAUUUACAUGUCUUAGCAUUAAUUUAGUUUACUGAACUUGUUUUGGCUUCACUGUUUGGAAGGGAAAUGGAAAGAAUGGAUUAUUUGGUGUCCACUGAUAUAGAUAGUAUGUUCAUGAGCAAGGUCUCUCUUGUUAGAUUUGCUGAACUUAAAAACCCAUUGAUUCUCAGCUAUAAGAAAGAACUUGCAUGCUCAUUUUGCAUAGUUAAAUUUAAACCUGUCACUUCAGUUAAAUUUGGAAUCAAGCUAGACAUAAUUGCAGAAAAGCUGCUGGGAGAUUAACGGUUCUUAUUUCUUAAGUACACAUUUAAUUAUUUUGGACAAUAACACCUUACUAGUUUACAUACACCAGAAAUAAACUCUUAAAGUUAUUUCUGAUAUUUUUCUUUUUAAUUCCUAUGAACAGUUCCAUCUUCUCUGCUCAGUGCAGAGAAUCUAGUUAAAAUAGAUUAAUCUAAGCCCAGUCAUUCCAUUUCCAAUAACGGAAAUCUAGAUCCUAAAACUGGUAGACUAAAAACUUGUACAUUCCAAAAACAAUAAGCAGCUACAAAUUUAGAUUUUCUAGUAAACUUCCUAGAAUAGUGUGCCUUAAUUUAAUACCACUGGGCACUUGGAGUCAGUAUUUUCCAUGCACUUGGUCUUCUUGGUGCCUUUCUCCCCAGCCCCUGAUUUUAUAUGCUGUAUAACUUAAAUGUAUUAGUAUGCCUUUUCUUGCUAAUUGUGUUAAAUUUGAGAAAGAAUCAAUAGGUUCUUGUAUGCUUUGUGCCAAAUAUGCUAAAUAAAAUUACACUUUAUUAUUU
Molecule: messenger RNA, 2890 nt
Organism: Heteronotia binoei (common prickly gecko)
Lineage: Eukaryota; Metazoa; Chordata; Lepidosauria; Squamata; Gekkonidae
Gene: SNX4
Product: sorting nexin 4
Exons: 13
Coding region: 2-1213 (403 amino acids)
Biological process (GO): protein transport
Molecular function (GO): phosphatidylinositol binding
Source: RefSeq, a predicted model, not a curated record